AGAAAUCUCGUCCGACUAUCUGUAGAAUAAAAAAAUUAUUCGUGCAUUAAUUAAUAAUAUUAUACCGUUACGGCAACGAUAAUUUAUUCGCGCGUGUUUAUAAAAUAUCGAAAAACUAUAUUAAAUUCCCAACAGAGGAACAAUAACAAAAAAAACUUAAAAAAUAAAACCAUAAAAAAGUUACACGGCUGCUGCAACAAGAAAAUAUGGCGAAUUGCUGCAUAUUUGCAUGCGCUUAAUAUAUUUGUCAAUCAUAGCAUUUUAAGUGAUACGUAUAUGAGGAAAAGGACAUCGUUAAAAAACAGACAAAACAACUAAAGUUGCGAUAUUGUAUUAGAAAAACAAUCAACAACAAAAAAGGAAAAAAAGAAAAACACCGUUGACACGGAGAGCCAAGAAACCCUUCACGCCGAAGAGAAAGAAGGGAGGCGUAGGCGUGCAUGCUGCUGCCUCUGGAGGAGAGUGCGAGAGUGAGUGCAUGAGGUGUGUUUGUGUGUGUGGCUCAAUAGUGUUGUGUAGUGCAGUGAAGCGACCGAGAACGGUUCGUGCAGAGAGGAGAAAAGAAAAGCCAGAAACAAAUAACACAACACACACAACUAAAUUCUGGCAGUGCUGCCAUUUAUAAUCUACCUCCAUAAACAACAACAAUAAUAAUAAUACACACAUAAGCAAAUCGUAUAUAAGAGCAAUAACUACAACAAAAAACAAAAACAACUCGCCAAGUGAAAAGUGUGGGAAAACGCCAUCAAUCGUCGAUAAACAGACAGCGGACUUGCGCGCACUAAGAGGAAGAAAUAUAAAAACGAAUAAAGACGUCGCAAAAAAAAAUCAGAACUGCAAUAACAAACAAAGAGGACAGCCGCCACUGAAGUGUGCGUGCGUGAGUACGUGAUAGUGCGUGUCUGUCUGGGUCUGGUAUCGUCGUCGUAAGCUGCCGUACUCAUCGGUAGCUGCGCAAGCCUCACCAUUCUGGGUGCGGUGACGUUUGUGCCAACGGCAACGAGAUCGAGCUAUAGCUCGACAUUGUUGCUGCAUCAACAACAACAAGGAGAACAGAGGAGACAUCACAAACAAUAACGACUACAACGACUACAUCAUCUCUACAUACAUCGUAUAUCAUCAAUAUCAUUUGAUGCAUUAAUCUUCACCAACACUACAAACAGUAACAAUAUUAGCAACAGUGACAACGAUAUAUAAAAAACGCCAAAAGCGUUUGAUAACCAACCAUUGCCUUGCCCGCCAAUAUGGCGUGCCUUAACACCUUAAAGCUAGAAAUCAAAACUCUGGAGAAAAUCUUUCCGAAAAAUCAUGAUCGCUUUCAGAUACUCAAUUCCAGCGUGGAUGAGCUACUCUGCAGAUUUAUCGAUAAGAAUGGCAAACGUUAUGAUAUUCAUGCAAACAUAACGGAAACUUAUCCAUCAUCUCCGCCAGUUUGGUUUGCUGAAAGCGAGGAGACGAGCGUUACAAAUGCCGUGCAAAUACUUAGUAAUACAAAUGGGCGCGAUAAUCACGUGAUUAAUCAGGUUGGCAUAUUGCUACGCGAACUAUGCCGUUUGCACAAUGUACCACUGCCACCCGAUCUAGAUAAUUUGACCCUGCCGCUGCAUACGCCGCCACCCUCUGCGUCGCCACUGCGUUGCGAACGGACUGGGGGACCGCAUGGCAACGAGGAAACCGAUUCGGAUCAAGAAGAAAUCGAAGAUCCGAUUGGAGAGAGCGAACAGGAGAGCGAAGGCGAUGAGGAUUUGCCAUUGGAAAUGGACGAUGUUCGGAGUACAAAUAAAAAAGAUGAUAUGGAAGUGGAACAUUUAGCGACUUUAGAAAGACUGCGUCAAAGUCAAAGACAAGACUAUUUAAAAGGUUCCGUUUCUGGUUCCGUACAGGCAACCGACCGCCUGAUGAAAGAACUACGUGAUAUUUAUCGUUCAGACGCAUUCAAAAAGAAUAUGUAUUCGAUUGAACUCGUCAAUGACUCUAUCUAUGAAUGGAACAUACGCCUCAAGUCUGUGGAUCCCGACAGUCCACUUCAUAGUGAUUUGUUAAUGCUCAAAGAGAAGGAGGGCAAGGAUAGUAUAUUAUUGAACAUAUUGUUCAAAGAGACUUAUCCGUUUGAGCCACCAUUUGUGCGUGUCGUGCAUCCAAUCAUCUCAGGUGGCUACGUGCUCAUUGGUGGCGCCAUUUGCAUGGAGCUGUUGACCAAGCAGGGCUGGAGUUCCGCCUAUACCGUUGAGGCCGUGAUUAUGCAAAUUGCUGCGACACUAGUCAAAGGCAAAGCGCGCAUACAGUUUGGUGCUACCAAGGUGGGUGCUGCAUUGGCACAGAGUCAGUAUAGCUUAGCAAGGGCCCAGCAGAGCUUCAAAUCUUUGGUGCAAAUUCACGAGAAGAAUGGCUGGUUUACACCGCCCAAGGAAGACGGUUAAGUUCAGGGUUGGCCAUGGAUGACAGCAGUAGUAGAAACAACAACAGCAACAGCACUACUAAUCCACACACACUAUAUAUACAUACACACACACACACACCCAUGGAGAAGAGGAUCGACGGUGGCAUUAUUGAGGCGAUUAUAACUCGAUCUUAUAUCAAAUGCAAUUUUCCAAUGGGCUCUCGCAACUUUUCAACAUCAGCAGGAAAAAUGUCAACAGGACGCAACGGCAGAUCGUUAAUGUUCCUCGACACAUGC
Molecule: messenger RNA, 2677 nt
Organism: Scaptodrosophila lebanonensis
Lineage: Eukaryota; Metazoa; Arthropoda; Insecta; Diptera; Drosophilidae
Product: ubiquitin-conjugating enzyme E2 Q2
Exons: 9
Coding region: 1245-2420 (391 amino acids)
Biological process (GO): protein polyubiquitination
Cellular component (GO): nucleus
Molecular function (GO): ubiquitin conjugating enzyme activity
Source: RefSeq, a predicted model, not a curated record